This is a messenger RNA of Stegodyphus dumicola, 6928 nucleotides long. RefSeq lists its product as uncharacterized. Gene Ontology annotation, biological process: cell differentiation. The record is from RefSeq and is a predicted model, not a curated record. Lineage: Eukaryota; Metazoa; Arthropoda; Arachnida; Araneae; Eresidae.
AGUAAAUAAUACACAUGGUGGAGUAAAGCGAUAAGAAAAGUACGGUGCGCCGGUAGGUCAAAAAAUGCCGCUGGAUUACCGAUGAUGACCGGCGACGCACACCCGCAGACGAUAGGAUAAUAUCUGGCAACGGAUGGUAAAGUUUUGAUUCUGAAAAAUGCCUUUUCGUAAGUGGGCUGUGGAGCCGGUGUUCCUAUGCAGGAAACCGCUGCCACCGGACAAGGCGAAAUUUGCAGAAUUUCCCACCGUAACUAAUGCAUCUUUGGUGAAUUGUUUGAGGCAGUUGGCAUCGGUGGCUAAAAUAGCGGAUCGAAUUUUCGACGAAAUUGGAUCCGAGUGCCGUUUGGUGGCCGACCGAACAGAUCGUCUGCGAGAAAAAAUAAAUUCGUGUCAGGAUGUUGUGUCUAAACUCAACGCAAGAGCUGUCAAAGUUCCCGUGUCAGAUCUAACUGAAGCAUCGCGCAUAUUACGAUCCUGCAAACCGUAUGUGACGAGGUACGAGCAGACUACGCAGUUGUUCUUGCCAUCAACACGACCGCCAUGCGUAGACAAGCUGUACGGAAGUGCGUGUACCACACCCGUUGCCGUCAUCUGUACCAUCGACCGGUACCGGAACGAUGGACUCAGUUCCUCCGACCUCUUCAUGGUUACUCCCGUGCUUGGAGGAGCGAGGAAAAAACGAAGAAGAAUCCUAGACAUAGAGACGAGAAAGCCUGCCAACUUCACUCUUACCAAAACUAGGCAAGAUGCGGACGAGUCUGGCAAUGCUUUUCUCCAGAGUAUGGUGUCGCCAUCUAUCGGCUACACAUUGAAGCAAAACGAGAACUUGGAACUGGAGCGGCUACCUUCUCCCGAGGAACAAGCAAUGUUGGUGGCCCUGGAGUACCCGUCCGUCGUUGUACCUGUAGAUACCAGUGGUACAAGUUUCACGAGAAUGUCCCUUCUGAGACGAUCUUUAAUUCAUGCUGAUUUCGUCAUCAAACGAAAGAAAAGCAAGAAGAGAUCGAAACGCCGCCAUACUUUCUGUGAAGGUGACAACAGGGAGAUAGAGAAGGCUAUUCGUAAUGUAACUAACUCUUCUUGCCAGACAGAUGACUUGUUGGACAUCACAUCUAUGUCUUCUACAAACUCCAUGCACAGGUCUCUGUCAAAAAGACGUUCUCGAUCCGUUCUGGACAACUCCAGGCGAAGGACCUCCAUUCUGGAUGAGCUUGAUCUUGUUUCACUGAAGCAAGAUUCCAAGGAUUCAGCCACGGAAGAUGAUAAGGACAAGUCGCCUAGCAAGGGAAGCAUAGGAAGCAUGAAGAAGUCGAAAACGAGCUCUUCCCUGAGAUCUAGAGCUUUCAAUCCCAUAUCCAGUCUUUCUGCCGCUAUCUCCAUAGCAGCAGUCAAGAUGCGUAACUCGACACGAAGUGGAGGUGCCAAUAAGCAAGACGAUGGCAGAUCGUCCAGUGGUAACUGGAGCGCAAGUAGUAGCACGCGAGCUUCUGUGGAUUCGGACCAUCACCAUGCUGCCUCGCCUGUGGAUGGUGUGAGUAGUCCCUCGAGGAACUCCAUCGGGAAGGAUUCUGUGCUAUCAGAUGCUACGCAACUGGACCCACACAACAGAUCCAGAGAUGAUGAAAUUCUGAUACACUCACUGACCAGUUCUCCGAUAAAACGGAAGAAAUAUGCCACUGUUAAUCUUCCAUGGGAACCAAGCAAUGGAAGCACAUCCAACACACCAACGCCCGACUUGACAUCGCACUGUUCCUCGAGCACUCCUAUUGUUCGAUCUCCGUAUGCUGGUCGUCGAGGUGUUAGCGAUGAUGGAGAUUCCUCUGUGUAUUCAGUUGACACAGAUGGUUAUUAUACAUCCAUGCACACUGACAGUGGACUGUGGUGCAGUGCAAUGCCAAAUUUGAAAUCUGAAGACGUUAUUGCUGAGACGGUGGGUUAUAGACAACGACAAGAAUCUCAGAGUUCUGUGAGUACUAUUGGAAACAGCAGCAUUAACAGUUUUCUGUCAAAAUCAGCUACUGAAUGUUCAUCAAAUAGUGGCAGUCUUAAGCGGCAAGUCUGCCCACAGCCGCCACCACGUGUCUCGAGUUGUAAACCGCUGGAGACUGAUAAGAUAGAAGUUUUAGUAAAAGAACAAGAUUUGGAAGAUAGUGAUAAGUCUUAUUCACCACAUCCUCAGAAUGGCUCAACAUCUGAGUCGGAGCAUGAGGUAAGGGAUAGAAUAAGGGAAAAGACUGCCAUAACACCCCACCGGUACCCAUCCAUGUGCGCUGUCUCACCAGAGACAAGUGACGACGAGAUUGCAGAUUUGAAAAACAGAACUUUAACUUCUAAUAUCAAUAUAACUGUUGCAGAAGUUCAUAAUGAAGAAAAGAUUACUGAUGAUGUUUGUGCAAAUAACGAGGUAAGGACAGUAACAGAAAAUAAGACUGACAAAGAAAAUAAGACUCAUAAUCAAAAUGUUCCUAGUAGUACCUCUCAUUCAAGUCAUUUAAAUUCUUUUAAUCUUUCACCUUCUAUUAAUAUGUACAGAAGUGAAACUCCUGUACCUUCACAUUUCCUGAACACGGUUUCUCAAUCUCAUCCUGUUUGUACAUCCACACCUAGGUCAGAUAUACAUAUUUCAACAUUUUCGCCUGAUGUUAGUGACACAGGUCUUGCAAAUACAAAAUCAGAAAACAGCAAUAAAAACCUGCACAGUGAUUUUCGCUCUGACUUCAGUAGUGAUAUCAUUGUCACAGAAAAUCCAUCGUUAGUUCCAAAUGCUGAUGAUAAAUGCCUUAUUCCUUUGAAAUAUGCCCAGCGGAUUACAGUUACUCCCAUAGCAAGAAGUGAUUCAUCAAAUAGCUGUACUGGGACAAUUAAGCGGACACCUCUAAAACAAUCUGUCGCUUCCACUUUGGGUAUAUCAGGUACUCCAAAAACAGAAAAGUCUACAUCAGUGUCUAGUAAAAAUGAUACAUCUCCAACAUACAUUUCCUUUCAGUCACCUGAUUCACCAGUAUCAUCAGUCACUAAUUUCAUUAGAGUAACAAACACGGAAGGCAAUGCAUCAAGUCCAACAAAUUCUCUAUCCCGAGUAACAUCAAAUCCUGCAAGUUCAUUGCCAAGACCUGGAGCUAGAGUUGCAUCAAGCCCAACAAGCUCCUUGCCAAGAAAUAUUCCUAGAGUUACAUCAAGCCCAACAAGCUCUUUGGCAAGAAAUGUUCCCAGGGUUGCAUCAAGCCCAACAAGCUCUCUGACAAGAAAUGUUCCCAGGGUUGCAUCAAGCCCAACUAGCUCUUUGACAAGAAAUGCUCCCGAGGCAGCAUCAAGUCCAUCAAGUUCAUUGACAAGGAGUAUACCCAAGGUGACACCCAGUUCAGUAAAUUCAAGGAUUGCACCAAAAUUGAUAUCGAGUCCAACAAGUUCCUUAUCAAGACCUGUCGCCAGGGUAACUUUAGAUCCGACAGGAAAUGUUGUGUACUCAUCUAAUUCACUAGAACGAGCAGGUAAUUCAAAUGCAAACAAAAAUAAUCAUGAACAAAGAGCUUAUGCUACAUUACCAAUGUAUCAAGCGCAUAAUGCAGGAAGUAAACCACCAACGGAAGAAAUGAAUAAAUACAGUAUUUCCAAAGCAGAUGCAGUGAAUUUUAAUAGAACAAAUCCUAGUAGAGUAUCAACACAAGAAAGAACUGAUGCUAACUCUUCUAGGCACAUUUCACCAGUGCUUCAGCAAGGUAAUCCUACUCAGUCUUUUUCUUCAUUUAAAUAUGGUGCUUCCAAUCGAGAUUUCAAUUUCCGACCAUCUAGAGGAGGUCGGUUUUGUAGGUCAUAUUUUCCAUCUCAUCUCAUUUCAUCACCAACUCCACAGACACAAGGAAUCAAUCAAAAUACUUUCACAAAUAUUAGUUCUGUAGAUUCUCUUAACAGCCCUUCAAGAGAUUCUUUACAUUCUGCUGGCCAGAAUCAGUUUAAUGCAAAUUCACAAAAUUUUGUUGUUCAGAAAGAAUUGUCCUCUAGUACUGCCAUUUCACCCAACCCAGUGCCAAAAUGCCAGAACGAUUCAUUUUCAACUCCAAAUCGUGGUUCAGCCAACACAGAAAUAUGGCCAGGAAGGAUUCAUUCACCAUCAAAUCAGCAUAGUUUUUCAACGUCAAAAAUCAGACCGCCAUCAACACAGUCAUCAACAUUUAGUUAUCCUAAAAAUAGUGGCAGUACUUCAACAUUUGUAUCUUUAAGCCCUCCAGAUGUCAUACCUUCUAGUGAAUCACCUCCCUCUACAUUGGACAUUACAUUACCAGCUAACACGCAGAAAAUGUUUCCUCAUUUAAGAUCACAAGAUAGUCAUAAUGUCAGGAAACCUUCAACUCAAUCAAUUCUACUUGGAACUGAACAAAAAAAUUUAAAAUCCAUGUCUGCCAAUGAACUUUUUGCAAUAAUACACAAUUCAAAAAAGAAACAUAACAUUAAGACUGAAUCGGACAUAUCUCUAUCACCUUUAUCUUCAAGGUCUGUCUCCCCAGCACUCAGUCAAAGUUCUGUGUCAAAACUACAGCCAGUAGAAACAGGAGUAUUAUUUAAACGCAAUGAGAACUGUCCCAGUCCCUCAGAUAGGACUAAAUGGUGCAAUAGCAUGCCAUCUACUCCAGGGAAGAAAUGGAUGCCAGUUGAAAAACUUGGACCAACAAAACCCACUAGUAUGCAUGACUUUAAAAUGCUCCUUCUUCAAGCCAGAACAGGCAGUCAGGAAACCAACCCGCGGCCAUCUGCUGCAGAGUUGUUAAAGGUGUCCCCGUCCAAAAGUUCGCCUAAUUUCCGCAGUGGUGGCUCAAAAUUACCUGUGCCUUCCUCAUCAUUGAAGUCUACCGUUCCUCACUUCAGUUCAAACAUAAACUAUUCACCUGGUCAUGGCACUGUUCCUAUGAAGAGGAAUAUGAGGACUAGGUCUCCUUACCUAUCCCGUUAUGAUUCUGCAUAUCCACCAAUAAUGGAGGACUGCUUAGAAGAAUUGGAAUCGUACGAAGAAAACAAGUGCCUUGUAGCUAACUCUCAGUCAAAUAGAACUCAAAUAUUUAAGAAUUCUGACUCAUUAUCAAGGUCUUCCACACCAGCAGCAAAAGCCACUAGUACCUGGGUUUAAUUUACUGAGCUGUUGUUUUAUAAUUUAUCUCAUGCAUUAAAAAUAUGUUCGGAAACAAACUGUAUAAAUUUAUUGUUAGAAUAAAUCUGUAAAAGACAUCUGUGAAAUCUGUAAAAGACCUGUUUUGAUUAAAGAUGGUAAUGUAUAAUUAAAGAUGGUAAUUUAACUAAAAAAUCAGCUUUUGCAUGUUAAAACAUUCUACUAAAAUAGUCCAUAAAUUUUUUUUUUUUUUUUUUUUUUUUUUUUUUUCAAAUGAGUUAUCAUUCUGAUUUUCCCAUUUGUUGUUACUAUACAUGCAACUCCUUUCUUUUUGUUGCUGCUUGUGCAUCCUUUCCAAACUAUAUUAAUAAAAAUCAGCCUGUAGCCCCUAGGCAUGGUUCUGCAAAGUUCACUUUGGCUGUAUUAAUGGGAGAAAUACAGGAUUAGGAGAACUGAAAGAUAAUUUUAAGGGCCUUGGUCAGUCUUGCCUACAUGUCCUUAUGUAUUCUAGUCUACAUGCAAUCACAUUCAGAGGCCCAUUUCAGUGCAAUUUAGGAAAAAAUUUUUCCAUCCAUAAAAUAUGCCCAUUUCAAAUUGUAUGAAUCUUCUUUUCAAUUUUAAUCUCAUUGAUGUUUACAUUUUCACAAUGUGGUAAAAAUGUAAGGAAGUGUAGUGAUAAAAUUUGAUAUACAUUAUCCAUCUUUAAUCAUAACUUUGUUAUUAUACAAGGACUGGGAAAUAAAACUGAAGCUUAUUACUGUGUGUAAAAUAAAACUAUUAAUCUACCAGAUUAAUUACCUAUUAAACAGAUUAAUUACCUCUGUUUAAUAGGUAUUAAAAUCAGAUUAAUUACCUAUCAAACAGAGGAAAAAGCAGAUUUCUUUUACGAAUAGAAAAGGACUUUUUUAUUCCAUGGUAGCUUGCAAUAUUUAAGAUAGUGUUUUCCAAAAUGGCAGCAAGUCUAAGAAUUAUGCAGAUCUUAUUUUGCAAUAUAUAAAACUUGUAGUUAUAUUCUUGGUGUCUUGAAUAAAUCAAAAAUCAAUUAGUGAGUGUUUCAAAAGCCUAAUGUCAUAUUAAAUAAAAUGGCAGACUGAAUGUGCAUAGUUCUGAAAUGCUUCAAGAUUGUAAACACACAUUUUAAUUAAGAAUUAUUAUAUUAAUAAUUGAUUUCAAGAAUGUAAACACAUAUUUUUAAUACUGAAGAAAAGAUCUUUAAAAAAAUUGGCUGUAAUCCAAAAUACACUCCUCAAAGAGUACUUUUUGAGUACUCUAAGUUAAAAAAUAUUAACAUAAUUUUAAAAAAUUUUAAAUAUUAAAAAAUUUAAAAACUACAAUCUAAUCUUCAUAUUCUUUAAUGUCUGAAAUAUUUUAAAAUUAAAUGGUUACAAAUAACCAACUAAUUUAAGAAUUAUGAGGUCAAGAGAUCAAGAUUAUAUACCUUAAGAUCAUCUCUAAAACAGGCUAUUCAGAAAAUAAUAGCAUCUAAUUUUAACGAAUGUAAAAUAUUAAAAAAAAUUUUUGCAUUUGUUUUUUCAAGCUUCAGUUUCAUUCUAAUGAAAAUGCAUAAUGUGUAUGCCAAACAAAUUUUGUUCUAAUUCUAAAAAUUUCUUCUGGUCACCAUUAAUAUUUUAUAGUGAUGAUAAAUUAUUAUACAUUUGCUUUUAAAGUCUAAUUUAGGAAUGAACCAUGUCAAAUUGUCAUGAAAUAUUACUAUAUUAAAUUUUCAAAACUUAAAAAGGAUGGGGCUUACAUUUAAAGCUAUUUUUUAUUAUUUUUUCCAGUUUUUUAAAUCUUACCUGCAAUUAAAAUUUGAAGUAAUAUGGUAAU